AAAAGGGUUCAGUGUAAUUGACUCAGCAUGUAUAUGCCCGUUAAGGGUGGGACUUGUAGUAAUUACCAUCACUACGUGACUAGGUACUAGGACCCCCUUUUCCUUUGUUCUUUCUUCCCAGUAGACCUUGUGGUCUGCAUCCAUGUCUUCAGAGUAUCCCUCUCACCUUCAUGUCUCUUUUGCACCAAAUGCAACGUCGUUCAAGCGGACGUUUGAACAAUUUGGCUAUGAUUCGGGCUCUCCAAUGACUAGCGCUCUUCAAGCCAGCGGGAGUGGCACAACAAACCAUAGCGUCCCGACAGGCUCCAGUAGCAACAGCGGUGGAAAUGAAAGAAACAAGAGGGCAAGGAGUACGAGCAGCUCCUCUGUCAGUAAUCGUUCUGCGGACUCUUCCAUGUCCUCCGAGUACAAUUCCGCGCGAUCGAGCGCCUCGCUGAGCGAGGGCUCUACUACCAACAACCAUAACCUCUCUCUUGACCAGAACAGGAGAUCAUCAGCUUAUCCAUCUCCCGCCACUGUUUCCACUCCGGGUACUUUGGUCUCACCAACGCCUGUGCCACCGAGCACCGAGACUGAACCUCAGGAUGAGGACAUGUCAGAUAGCUCUGUUUUUUCCUUGGACAUCUCACGCCCUGUACCUCCGCCAGAAGUAGUAUCUUCUACUGCACAUGACGCUCUUAGAAGCUCCAUAGAACGCUUCAACGAAUUUGAUAGCCACAUUGCAGUCCUCCGGCGUUCACACUCACGUACUCCGUCUUGGCACCCUACCGCAUCUCCCGUUCUGUCCCCACGCGAAUCGUCAAAUGAUACCACCGAAGCAUUUGACAGCUGGGACUGGACUCAUUUUGGAGCUUCACCGGGCUCAUCACACACAUCUGGGGAGGAUCGCCGUGGUCAAUAUUUCACCGAUGCAACUAUUUCCAUUGGGUCUGGGGGUACACACGCUGCGGCUCCCAGACAGGUUGACUCGUUAUCUUUCCAAACAUCAGAUGGCUUAUCAUCACGUCCCGGCUAUACUACCUCAUCAAGUAACACCUCCAAUUCUACACGUUCUUCCAACACCCCUCAUCCUUCACACCGCCCAUCUCCAUCAAUCUCUUCAUCAACGAGGACGAACGCAUCUAUCCGAGAAUCUGACGAGUUUCCCAACGGAUCACUUACCACCGUACCGCAAGGUGUCCACCGUGGGUCAAGCUCUGGGCCAUCAAAUUUGUCAUGGGCUGCUCUUGCCUCUUCCCGUCCUUCACCGCCCGUUGCGUCGUCGCCCGAUGUAGUCGGCAGGCAAGGUGUUCAUCGUGUACCAAGUUCUGGCUCAUCCAAUUUGACAUGGGCUACUAUUACUCCCUCCCGUUCUUCACCGCCAGUUGCGUCAUUGCCAGGCGUAACUAUGCGUCCAGGACUCCUUGACAAUACAUUCGAGCCACCAAAUUCAGAUCUGGAUACUAGGCCGCAGGCCGCAAGACGUACUACCCAUUCAGAUGCCGGCUGGAGAUCCAUGAGCUCAGCGCGUACGUCAGCAGGCACUUCUGCGUCAUCCUCUGUGCUUGGAGACUCCAUCUCUCACUUCUACGCUGCUGACGAGGAACGACACCGGGAUGCCUCGAAUCCAAUCCAGGACCAUAACUCAUCGCCUUCUCGCUCGAUUGACAGAUACCAAGAGGCUGCUGUGCGCGCUAGAUCAGUUAUUGAACGCUCGCGUAACUUAGUUCGCCCUCUCUCCGAGGCUUUUUCUUCGUUUUCCAGAGAACAGGCAAUUGAAGAUUCUGACGAAGCAGAGUUGUCAUUUAACCGCUACUUAGCGGGUCUCGGUGGAGAGGACUCCAUUGAUCACGAGAGACGGCGCAGGGCGAUGGUUCACAACCGUUACGAUAUCACUGGCGAAAAUGAUGAAGAUGACGACGACCCCUCCCAUCCAGAUAGUGUGCAUGAGAUCAUUCAAGGUCUUCAUAAUGCCCGCGGGCUACUGGAGCGUGGCGUGGAAACUGCUCGUUCAUUGUCUGGGUCGCCUUCCCGACAUGAGCCGCCAAAUCCUCCCCCGGCUCGCUACCGCUUUCAUUCCCGCUUGUAUACCUCCGCUACAACACUGUCAAGCAACUCAUUGGUGUCAGAAAGUGCUGCAGAGCAUCGUCGUACCAACGCCAGGGCGCAUCUUCGCACCCAAUUGUCUGAUUCACGUCCCAACUCCGACGAGCCUGCUCGAGACAAUUCCGACAUUUCAACUGCCGCUGCUCGUUUGAGGCGUCUUAUAGCCAGCCAGGCAGACCCCUCAAACACAUCUUCCCACCCUUUGGCGUCUGGUCGAACAAGCGAUCUUCCUUCAAGACCGUUCGCAUUAAACAGUUCUGGGCCACCUUCUCAGUUUCGACGAGGAGGCUUGAACGAAUGGGAGAGAGUCCGAUUUCCAGAGAUUUUAUCCGAACACAGGCAUCCCCAGACAAGAAGUGCGAAUAACAGAUCUCUGUCAAGGGACCGCAACCACAUCUCUUCUGAAGACCAAGCUGACAGUAUCUUUGACCCUGUUUUCGCCACGAUCAACGCUAUCCCGAGUUCAACAAACUCAGUGGAGGGAAACGCGCAGCCACCGUAUGUUUAUCGUCCGCCCACGCCACCUCUUCACACUUUGCGUACUGCUCGCUCGCGUUCUCCACCACACAUGUUUUCGGAACGACCACAGGUGCCCAGCGGUGACACACCUGCGAGAUCUCAUCCUUUCAGCAGCGUUAACUUGGAUAUGUUCCCGCCUGGAAUAUACCGCGAUUCAUUGCGGCGGUCGAUACAAGCGAACCAAGGACGCAGUGAUUUCCGUGCGUCAGAACCAGAGCCUGUACCUCCUGCUCAUCAACUUUCCACUGCGUUUUCUUUCGGAAACUCGGAUGAAGAUAACGAUAGCGAUGACAUGGAUUCUUACUUGGGUAUAUCGGUGUGUCCCCCUUAAAACAAAUCACGUGAUGUAUUUAGUACUGACAUAUUUGUGCAGCCAAGGCGUGGAAGGGAACGCGCAGCCUCGAGUGCACGGUUUACAUCGAGGCAUAUGAUGCCAGAGCCUGCUGCUUCAGCAACAUCCUUGGCUUUUGGCGUCGACUCUCACAACACAUCCACGCAGGUCAAUAGCGCCUUCACUGCUGCACGGGGCCGCGUCCCUCCAUUGAGAGGACAGUCGAGCGACGAAC
Suillus plorans is the source of this 3170-nucleotide messenger RNA. RefSeq lists its product as uncharacterized. NCBI's taxonomy places the organism in Eukaryota, Fungi, Basidiomycota, Agaricomycetes, Boletales, Suillaceae. The transcript has 7 exons. Bases 143 to 2935 code for a protein of 930 amino acids. The record is from RefSeq and is a predicted model, not a curated record.